AUGGACAUGUCAGGAAUGUCCGGAAUGGGCGGGAUGGACAUGUCCAGUGCGGGCAUGUUCACGCCCACGAAUAAAAAGGUGGCGCAUUUGUAUUGGUAUUUGGUCAGUGCGGUGGUCGGUGUACUUGUCUUUCGGAGAGUGGUAGAUCGAUCCAGAGUUCUCUUGAGUAAACGAAAAUCCCAGCGCCGACCGGGCCAGAUUCCAGGGCGACCGCAAAAUGCCCUCGAGCAACUCUACGACACCACCAUAGCCGUCUGCAGGGAGUUGGCGUAUCCUCAACUGUGGACAUGCACUGGCAAAUUUAGCAAAUAUUUCACUCCCCCGUCCUUGGGGAGAUGUCUCCUUCUUCUCACCUACUGGGCCGUCAUUCUGACAAUGCUGUGGUCGAAUGUUCUCCUGACUCCCUCCUCGCCCAACUACGCCUACAAGUGGGAGAUUGUGGGCUUCCGUGCUGCCUGGGUCUCAGUUACCCAGCUACCCUUGAUCUACAUUUUGUCUGGAAAAGCCAACAUCAUCACCAUCUUGACCGGUAUCUCAUACGAGAGGCUCAACUGGCUGCACCGUUGGGUCGCCCGCACUAUUUUCCUGACCGUCAUCGUCCAUUGGUCUUACUUCUUCACCGAGUGGUCUAUCGCCGACUUUGUCAGCUUGGAAUUGAAAUGGAUGCCCAUGGUCAAAUAUGGAUUUGGUGCCUGGGCAACAAUCGGUUGGAUGGUGAUUACCGGAUUUGGCUUUUUCCGGAAUCUCUCGUAUGAGCUCUGGUUUCUGCAGCAUCUCGCGGCAGCCCUGGUCCUGUUGUGGCUGGUCCAUACCCACGUCCCUUCUUAUGCGGAAUACAAUGUGUGGUUUGCGAUCGGCGUUGUUGUCUUUGACAGGCUCGUCAGGACAGUCAUGUCUUUGGUGAUCAAUCUACAUCUCAUUCCCAGCAAAAGAGACGGCGUUCCAUCUGGUCGACGCAUCGGAUAUCAAGCCGAGGUCAAGGCUCUUUCAGGCGAAUUUUUGCAGGUCAGAGUGCGCAAUGUCGCCAUGUCGUGGCGGCCAGGUCAGCACGUGUACCUGUCCAUUCCUCGGGCCGGCAUCAUCGAAGCACAUCCCUUUACCAUUGCCAGCAUCCCAAAAUCGAUAACCGGAGAAAAUGGGCCGAACAAUGUUGACCUAUACGUGCGAGUGCACAACGGAUUCACCAAAAGGCUAUACCGUCAAUGUCAAAACCAGCUGACAUCACGAACCUUCCUGUCGUUCAUAAGCGGACCAUGGGGGAACCCUCCCUCUGUCGAACGAUUUGAAUCAAUGGUCUUUGCGGCUACGGGCAAUGGCGUGUCCUUUACGCUGCCUCUUUUUCAACAAGCUGUUCUCACGAAUAAUAAUAUUAGACAGAUUUCCUUCAUUUGGAUCUUUCGACAAGCAGAGCAGCUCGACUGGUUCAAGGAGGAGUUACUCUCAGCCUGGAUGGCAGCCCGACGGCGAAAUAUCAGAAUAAACAUAUACGCUUUCAUCACGGGAAGUGGACAGUCUCGAAGCGUGUCGCUAUCAGAGAGCAAUGCACUGCUCGAGCAGACAUUGGAUCCAGACCAUUCAAACACAGAAAAGAUGGCCAAUGGCGUGCCGUCCAUGGACAAAAUACCAAGAACCAUCAAGCUGUCCAUGGAGAAAAGGGAAGUAGGGAGUGUGAGCGAGAACUCAGUCUCGUCGUCCUCUUCACUGAACGAGCAGCCCCUCAUACAGCUCGGCUACGGUCGCCCACACUUUGACUCUCUCAUCCAUCCCAUGGUGGAAGCGGCAUGGGGCGAGACGGGAAUCCUCGCCUGCGGUGGCAGCCACUUUUCCGGGCAAAUAAGGAACUAUGUUGCCAAGCUGUCUGACGAGAGAGCCGUCCAUAAAGGAACGGGCGCUCAAGGUAUAUAUCUUUUCUGUGAGACUUACGGAUGGUGA
Molecule: messenger RNA, 1932 nt
Organism: Fonsecaea multimorphosa CBS 102226
Lineage: Eukaryota; Fungi; Ascomycota; Eurotiomycetes; Chaetothyriales; Herpotrichiellaceae
Exons: 2
Coding region: 1-1932 (643 amino acids)
Biological process (GO): intracellular iron ion homeostasis; copper ion import; iron ion transport
Cellular component (GO): plasma membrane
Molecular function (GO): ferric-chelate reductase activity
Source: RefSeq, a predicted model, not a curated record